CGGUCCUGUGCUCGUGCUCGUGUAUCGCCUCAGUUUCUCUCCACUGACUGGCGUGCGAGCCUCGGUUCUCCAGCCGCGUGACGGUGGCCUAGCGCAAUGAGGCGAGCAGCAUUGCGGCUUUGUGCCUUGGGCAAGGGGCUGUUUACCCCCGGCAGAGGACUGACUCAAGGAUCACAGGACUCUAGGAAACAGGGAAUCUUCCACAUUCAUGAAACAUGUUCACCUAUACACGUGAAUCACGUUCGAGAUAAGUUGCGGGAGAUAGUAGGAGCAUCCACAAACUGGAGAGACCAUGUGAAAGCAAUGGAGGAAAGAAAGUUACUUCAUAGUUUUUUGGCUACAUCACAGAAAGGACUGCCACCUAGGAGAAUGAAGGACAGUUAUGUUGAAGUUCUCUUGCCUUUGGGCAGUGAGCCUGAAUUACGAGAGAAAUAUUUGACUGUUCAAAACACUGUAAGGUUUGGUAGGAUUCUUGAAGACCUUGACAGCUUGGGAGUUCUCAUUUGCUACAUGCACACCAAAAUUCAUUCAGCUAAGAUGUCUCCUUUAUCAAUAGUUACAGCCCUGGUGGACAAGAUUGAUAUGUGUAAGAAGAGCUUGAGCCCAGAACAGGACAUUAAGUUCAGUGGCCACGUUAGCUGGGUUGGGAAGACAUCUAUGGAAGUGAAGAUGCAAAUGUUCCAGUUGCAUGGUGAUGAAUUCUGUCCUGUUUUGGAGGCAACGUUUGUAAUGGUGGCUCGUGAUGCUGAAAACAAAGGGCCGGCGUUUAUAAAUCUACUCAUCCCUGAAAGCCCAGAGGAAGAAGAGCUCUUUAGACAAGGAGAAUGUAUGUUAAUUUGUUUAUAAUAAAGUAAACUUUAAAAGC
This is a messenger RNA of Carlito syrichta (Philippine tarsier), 865 nucleotides long. RefSeq names its product acyl-coenzyme A thioesterase 9, mitochondrial. Gene Ontology annotation, molecular function: fatty acyl-CoA hydrolase activity. Gene Ontology annotation, biological process: acyl-CoA metabolic process. The record is from RefSeq and is a predicted model, not a curated record. Lineage: Eukaryota; Metazoa; Chordata; Mammalia; Primates; Tarsiidae. The transcript has 10 exons. Bases 97 to 846 code for a protein of 249 amino acids. Gene Ontology annotation, cellular component: mitochondrion.